Messenger RNA from Drosophila kikkawai, 2119 nucleotides. It is a transcript of the gene mtm, whose product is annotated as phosphatidylinositol-3-phosphate phosphatase. The record is from RefSeq and is a predicted model, not a curated record. Gene Ontology annotation, biological process: phosphatidylinositol dephosphorylation. Gene Ontology annotation, cellular component: membrane; cytoplasm. NCBI's taxonomy places the organism in Eukaryota, Metazoa, Arthropoda, Insecta, Diptera, Drosophilidae. Gene Ontology annotation, molecular function: phosphatidylinositol-3,5-bisphosphate 3-phosphatase activity; phosphatidylinositol-3-phosphate phosphatase activity.
AGUUGGCAGCGCCGUUGCACAUAAUUUGGUGAAUUGCAUUUAUACUUUGUACGAAAGACACAAGCAAAACUCUACCCACACAAAACACCUGUUCCAAAUCAAACAAUGGAGUCCUCCGCGAGCCUGGCCGACAAGCUGGCCUCGAAAACGGCCAGCAACAACUCACUGGACAGCAGCUCCAAGUCCAGUUCGCUGGGCUCGAAGCACGGACAGAAUGGGGUUCUGCGGGACACGCCCUUCGCCUAUCUGGACGGCGAGGAGGACCAGGACCAGAAGAACGACGUCACCUAUGUGUGUCCAUAUCGCGGGCCUGUCUUCGGUGCCUUAACCAUCACCAACUACCGCCUGUACUUCCGUUCGCUGCCGCUGCGGGACCAGGAGCCGCCCGUAGUGGUAGACGUGCCGCUGGGCGUAAUAGCCCGAGUCGAGAAGAUCGGUGGUGCCACGUCGCGAGGAGAGAAUUCGUACGGCAUCGAGAUCUUCUGCAAGGACAUGCGCAACCUGCGGUUUGCCCACAAACAGCAGAAUCACUCUCGCCGGACGGUGUUUGAGAAGUUGCAGACAAACGCGUUUCCUCUGUCCUACAGCGGGCGGCUCUUUGCCUUCGCCCAUGCGGCGGCGGCCAGUGCCGUGAAUGGCGGCAGCAGUGGCUGGGACGGAUGGGCCGUCUACGAGCCGCUGGCAGAACUACGACGCCUUGGCGUUCCGAACGAUAUGUGGCGGGCCACCAAGUUGAACGAGUCCUACACCAUUUGCGACAGUUAUCCGGCCGUUUGGGCUGUGCCCAAGGCAGCCUCUGAUGAUUUUCUGCGUCGCGUGGCGCAGUUUCGGUCCCGUUGUCGUCUCCCGGUCCUGUCCUGGAUGAAUCCCCGGACGCAAGCUACUAUAACGCGUUGCUCCCAGCCCUUGGUGGGAGUGAGCGGCAAGCGCAACGCCGAUGAUGAGACCUAUCUUAGCUACAUCAUGGAGGCCAACGCUCAGUCGGAUAAACUGACGAUUAUGGAUGCGCGGCCCAGCGCCAAUGCCAUUGCCAACAAGGCGAAGGGCGGCGGCUACGAGUCGGAGGACGCGUACAAGAACGUGGAAAUCAAUUUCCUGGACAUACACAACAUUCACGUGAUGCGAGAGAGCCUGCGCAAGGUUAAGGAAGCCUGCUUUCCGACGACCGACGACUCCAAGUGGCAGACGGCCAUCGAUAACACACUGUGGCUAAAGCACAUCAGGUGCAUCUUGGCUGGCGCCGUUAGGAUUGUGGACAAGGUGGAGACUAUGAGCACAUCAGUUGUUGUCCACUGCUCGGAUGGGUGGGAUCGCACUGCCCAACUCACGGCCCUGUCCAUGCUGCUGCUGGAUCCCCACUAUCGCACAGUCCGUGGCUUUGAGGUGCUCAUUGAGAAGGAGUGGCUCUCCUUCGGCCACAAGUUCCAGCAACGCAUCGGUCACGGCGACAAUAAGCACUCGGAUGCUGAUCGAUCGCCGGUGUUCCUGCAAUUCAUCGACAGCGUCUGGCAGGUCAGUCAGCAGUUCAACAACGCAUUUGAGUUCAACGAGCACUUCCUCAUUACCAUAGUGGAUCACCUCUACUCCUGCCGGUUUGGCACAUUCCUCUGCAACACGGAGGCCGAACGGGUCACCGAAGAUUUGAAGCACAAGACCACCUCAUUGUGGACACACAUCAACUCUUCGCUGGAUCAGUAUUUGAAUCCCCUAUUUCCCUCGUUCACGCAGGGGGCGGAGCUAGUGCUGCGCCCCAUCGCCAGUGUGCGAGCCCUGCGGCUGUGGAAGGGCCUCUACUGUCGCUGGAAUCCGGGUCUGUGCGUCCCCCAGCAUGGCUGCCAACGCACCCGGGAGCUGCUUUCCAAGCAGGACCAGCUCUUCAAGCAUGUCAACGAGCUGAGGCUGAAAUCAAAUAACCGGAGCAACAGCAUGCAGACGACAACAAGAUUGGCAUCGCCAAUGCACUAAUAGUAUUCCUUCUACUUUCCCUUAUGUAUACACAAAAUAUAUAUGAAAUUAACAUUUAUAUUUCAGUUAACGCUAUUAUUUAAACUAAGUUAUAUAUCUAUAUAUCUAGGUUUGUUUCUGCAAUAAACUAAACUUGUAUGUUUUCUAAGCAUGA